This is a messenger RNA of Fusarium sp. VM40, 1755 nucleotides long. Lineage: Eukaryota; Fungi; Ascomycota; Sordariomycetes; Hypocreales; Nectriaceae. The record is from the annotation of a GenBank genome assembly.
AUGGCGGCUAAUGAGCCAGUUGAUGAUUUCAUCAUCAUCGGUAUUGACUUUGGAACGACCUACUCAGGAAUUGCCUGGGCGUAUUCUCGAGAGCCUGAGGAAAUCGAACUUGUCACAAGCUGGGACUCAGAGCUUAACCAUUGCUCAGACGUUGAGAAAGCACCGACCCAGUUGUUCUACGACGAUGACAAAGACACCACAUGGGGCUAUUCUGUUCCCGCUGACAAGGAUGCUCUCAAAUGGUUUAAACUAUUGCUGCUUGACACCGCCGAUAUCCCCGCCAACAUGCUAUCCUCCUCCCAGCUAAGCAAGGCCCGAGAUCUUCUGGAUGGCAUCAAGAAAGAUCCUGUCGAGGUCAUCGCAUGCUUUCUACGAAAGAUAUGGAAUCAUGCAAUCGACUCUAUCCGCCGCAGUGUGGGAGUCGAGUUGCUACAACAAUCGCGAUUCCAUGUUGUGAUCACUUUGCCCGCGAUCUGGCCUCCAUAUGCACAGCAGCGCAUGAAACAGGCUGCCACUAUCUCCGGAAUACUUGAUGCUCGGUCCUGUGGCGAAACUACUCUCCGAUUUAUUUCGGAGCCUGAAGCAGCAGCACUGGCUACUAUCAAGGACCUUUCCAAGAGAUCAACCAUCAAGCUAGGAGAUACCAUGGUCAUAUGUGAUGCUGGAGGCGGGACAGUAGAUCUCAUCAGCUAUGUGGUAGAAUCCACAGCUCCCUUCAUUGUCAAAGAAUGCGUCAAAGGUGAAGGGGGCCUUUGCGGAGGUGUUUUCCUCGAUGAAAGAUUCCUGGACCUCAUCAAAAGCAAAGUUGCUCCAGGAUCAUGGUCAAGUGUUAGCAAUUCAGACGAAAAGAAGUUCCUCAAUGAUGGUUGGGAGCAUGGCAUCAAACCCCAGUUCUCGAACCAGAACAGGACUUGGCUAGUUGAUCUACCUGACAGUUGCGGCAGUGCAGCUUCCAAACGAAAGCUGAAGCGUCGGAAGUCACUCGAACUCAGCUCGCACGAUAUUCUGUCAGUUUACAGUCCUAUUGUCGAUCAAAUCGAGGCACUCGUACACCACCAAACCCGGGCCAUCCAGUCGAAGUACAGUCAACCAGCAAAGUACGUCAUCCUUGUGGGUGGGUUUGGGCGUAGCUCGUACUUGUACAACAAGCUGCAUUCAACAUUGGGCAGCUCGGUCCUGCAAUCUCGUGGGAACAAGCCAUGGACUGCUAUCUGCCGCGGUGCUGUCGUUCAUGGUAUCACCAGUUACGGUCUCUCAACGACUGUUGGGGUUAGAGUUGGCGCCAGAAUUGCUCGAAGAAGCUACGGGAUACGUUUCAGGACGAAAUUCAAUCCUAAGAUACAUGACAUCUCUGAUAGAUUCUGGGCGGAUGACCGGCAAGAGUGGCGCGCAAAGCAGCAAAUGAGGUGGUUCCUGAAAGAGGGCGAUGACAUGAUGACCAAGAAGCCAGUUAGGCACGAGUACAAUAAUCUCUACUCUGGUCGUAUCGGUCAAAUCAAAACUAUCAUCUACAGCUCUUCCCAAUUCCCACCGCCUAAGAGAUCGGACCCAGCCGUGCAGGAGCUAUGUGAGAUUCGCUGGACUCAGGAUGUGGAUAUCGAGUCACUUCCAACAUACACCAACACUCUGGGUAAAGUCUAUCACAGACUUAAAUACGAAGUUGAGAUGACGUGCGACGAUGGGAUUGUAGACUUUACUGUUUACUACCAGGGGAAACGUGUUGGCGCCCACAAUGUUGAUGUCCAGUUUCGGUAG